AUGGUGGGUUGGGGGCUGUCGGGGCCGCUGCAGCAGGCGGGGCGCUGCGCGCCCUUGGGGGCUUACCUGGCGGUGCCCGUGACGACUAAGGAGCGCUUCGAGGGGCAGGGGCCCCUCAAGCACCAGGGCGAUGCUAUAACCGUGGUGUAUGGCGGCGCCGCGAUGCAGGGGUGGCGCCGCACGAUGGAAGACGCGCACAUCGCGCAAACUGGCCUCGGCCAUGACACAGGCGCCAUGUUCGGCGUGUUUGACGGCCACGGCGGCGCCGAGGUCGCCAAGUUCUGCCAGCGCUACAUGGCGCAGGAGCUGCAGAAGCUGGAGGGCUUCGGCGGCGACGCCGUGGAGGAGGCGCUGGUGGACGUCUUCCACCGCAUGGACGAGAUGCUUCGCGACCACUCGUUCGCCGACGAGAUCGAGCAGCUCAAGGCGCACGAGCCGGGCGAGGACGAGCCCGGGGACGGCGGCGGCGACGAGGGCGGGUCGCCCAUGGACGCGCUGGAGAUGAUCAAGCGCGUGUUCCAGCUGAAGCGCUUCGUCGGGGACGGGGGCGGCGGCCAGGAGGGCGGCGCGCUGGGCGGCGGCGGCGCGCGCAGGGCUGAUGAUGCGGGCGGCGGCGACGAGGCCGUGGCGAUGGAGGCGGAGGGGGGCGCCGAGGGCUCCGACGCACAGCAGCAGGCGGCGGCGGAGCGCGGCGCCGGCGGCGGUGUGGGUGCUGGCGCCAGCGGUCCCCCGCAGCAGCAGCAGCAGCCGCCGCCGGCGCAGCAGCAGCAGCAGCGCUUCGUGGAGCCUGCGGACACGCGCAUCCAGGCGGGCUGUACCGCCGUUGUCGCGGUGAUCAAGGCCGGCCACCUAUACGUGGCCAACGCCGGCGACUCCCGCGGCGUGCUGUGCCGCGGCGGCAGCGCGGUGGCCAUGUCUGAAGACCACAAGCCCGCGCAGGAGACGGAGCGGCGCCGCAUCCUCAAUGCGGGUGCGGUGGGGGCCAUGCGCUGCGCUGCGGCUGCUUGGAGCGGGACUGGCGUUUGGGGAACGGGCACAGAGGGGUAA
This is a messenger RNA of Monoraphidium neglectum, 1047 nucleotides long. RefSeq lists its product as hypothetical. NCBI's taxonomy places the organism in Eukaryota, Viridiplantae, Chlorophyta, Chlorophyceae, Sphaeropleales, Selenastraceae. The record is from RefSeq and is a predicted model, not a curated record. The transcript is spliced from 3 exons. Gene Ontology annotation, molecular function: cation binding; protein serine/threonine phosphatase activity. The coding region runs from base 1 to 1047 and encodes 348 amino acids. Gene Ontology annotation, biological process: protein dephosphorylation.